Molecule: messenger RNA, 2908 nt
Organism: Closterium sp. NIES-67
Lineage: Eukaryota; Viridiplantae; Streptophyta; Zygnematophyceae; Desmidiales; Closteriaceae
Source: the annotation of a GenBank genome assembly
GAAUGGAAUGAAUCUUGUUCAGAACGAGCAUAAUGUGCUGUUGCCAUCAUGUCAUGGCGUUCGUGCUCUGCUCCCGUUCGGUCCUUCCCGAGAAAGCAUAGUUCUCGCUCUUGGCUUUUCGGUCAACGAGUUGACAACGCGAGGUUCAUCUAUACCGGACAGUCUUUCCUACUUGCCGGCGCCGGCAGGCAGGCUCCACGUGCAGACGGCGAUGGGGUAACCAGAUCCUCCUGGCGCGUAGUGGUAUUCGCGAGUUCGCUUGAGCGACGUAAGCGACAAAAAGGAGCCGGUAACCAGGUCGGCGAAGACAUAAAGGCGAAAGGCGAGCCUGGAAGGAUUAGACGAGCUUCGAGAAAGAAUCAUUUGAGGAAGGAGAGGGGUGGUAGCACACGAGAGGGAGGAGGAGGAGGAGAGCAAUCGAAACCCCUGGCUGCUGCUUCAGAAGAGACGCUAGACGGGAAGCAGCAUGGUGAUGACGAAGACAUGCACGGUCAACCCAUGCAACGGAAGCAACAAGAUUGGAUCUCGUCCGUUGGUUCGCCUAACGUUUCUACCCGCAGCAGCAGCAGCAGCAGCAGCAGCAGCCCUGCACCAUCUCCCACGCUGCUGACCCUCGCAGUGGUCGCUGCGUCUUGCGCCGCUGCUGUGCUGCUGCUGCACUCCCGGCUCUCCCAGACGGCAGAGAAGACUGCAGAGAAGCACUCAGGCGCACAGGAGGGCCCGCUGGGGGGGACAGGAGGGACGGCAGGGGACGUGCGGUUGGCGGCAGGGGAGAGCAUUGCGGAGUGGGAGGAGGGGUCAGCAAUAGCCGAGGAGGGAAGUGCUGGGGAGAUGGAAGGGAGCGAAACGGAUGGGACAGUAAGGACAGAAAGGACUGGGCAGGAAUGGCUUGGCCCGCCUGUGGCUGGAGGGGCGGAGAGCAAAGAGCGGGUGGGGGGGCAGCAGGGGGGCGAGGAGAGGAAGGGAGGGGCGGAGACAAGAGGCGAGAGUGGGGCCAGAGGAAAGGACGUGGAGGGUGAUGGUUGGGCGGAUACGAAGGGGAGAGGCAGCGGUGGCGAGGACGGGGAUGAGAAGAGAGAUGAGGGGAGGGAUGGGGUAGGGGAUGAGGGAGACCUUCCAGAAGACUCAGAAGAAGGCAAUCGUCUCAAGACGCUUCAAGCUCAAGCCGUUAACGAUUGGAGCAACCAGAUCGUGCUGCAGGGCUUUCACUGGGAGUCCCACCACCACCCCCAGGGCUGGUGGCAGCACCUCACCUCCCUCGCGCCUCUCAUUGCUGCUGCUGGCUUCACGGCUGUGUGGCUGCCCCCCGCCUCUUCGUCUCUCGCCCCUCAAGGCUACCUCCCCAGGGACCUCUACCGUCUCGCAUCAGCGUACGGCUCUGAGGCCGACCUCCGCUCCCUCAUUGCCGCAUUCAGAGCCGCCCUGCCCAGCGAGCGAGGGACUUGCUCUGCUGGCUCGGCUGCCGCCCCAGGCGCUGAUGGCAGUAGCAUCCAGAGCGUUAGUGGUGGCAAUGGCUCAGCACGUGAUGGCCUUCAGCAUGCUGUGAACGAAGGGGAGAUAGUGAGGGACGGAGAGGUGCCGAGGGGAGGAGGGGAACUGGUUGAAGGAGGGGAGCAGAGUGAAAAGCAGCUGCUGCCUGUUGUGGCUGCAGAAGCAACAAGGGCUGGUCCAGGAACUACGGCGGUUGCAGCAGCAGGUGCUGCAGGAGGGUUGGUAGAGCUCGCUUCAAAUGCCCAUGAGCCUCGUGCUCGUUCUGCUGCUGCCGGUGAAGCUGUCGCUGCAGGUGCUGCCGAUGCAACUGGAAGGCAAACAUUCCCAAAUGCAGUGGGGGUAGAUGCAUCGGGAGUGAGGGUAAUCGCAGACGUGGUGGUUAACCACCGGGUGGGCAGCCAGCAGGGGGAGGGCGGGCAGUGGACACGGUAUGAUGGCACGUCCAUGCCGUGGGACGAGACUGCUGUCACGUGUGACACCGGGGGCAAGGGCAACCCCAGCAGCGGCAGUGUGUUUGAGGGGGUGUCCAAUAUCGACCACUCCCAUCCGUUUGUGCGCCGAGACAUCACUGCAUGGCUGACGUGGCUCCAGGGUGACGUGGGAUUCUCGGGCUUCCGAUUUGACUACGCCAAGGGCUACAGCCCUGCGUAUGUGCGGGGGUAUGUGGGGGAGGCAGGGCUGAGGCUGUGCGUGGGCGAGUACUGGGACACCUGCAACUACGUUGGGCCGCAAUAUGACUUAGACUAUGAUCAAGACUCUCACCGGCAGCGCAUUGUGGAGUGGAUAGAAGGGGCGGGCAGACUAGCAGCAGCCUUUGACUUCACCACCAAGGCGGUGCUGCAGGAGGCAGUGAAACGGAAGGAGUGGUGGCGGCUAAAGGACAAGGAAGGCCGCCCACCAGGCGUGAUUGGGCUGCUGCCCUCCCAUGCAGUCACCUUUGUGGAUAAUCACGACACCGGCUCCACCCAGGCGCACUGGCCCUUCCCCUCACAUGACGUCAUUCAGGGCUAUGCCUACAUCCUCACACAUCCGGGCAUCCCAUCGGUGUUCUUCGACCAUUUCUUCGACUGGGGCCCGGAUCUUCAGAACAAGAUUCAACAACUGAUCGAUGCUCGGCGAAAGGCAUGCUUACAUAGCCGUUCCUUGAUCCAGAUACUGGCAGCAGAUGGCGGUCGCUAUGCGGCCAUUGUUGGGGGGAGAUUGUGUGUGAAGAUUGGAGAUGCGGAUUGGAGCCCGGAUUCAUAUGGGUUGGUGAGUGGUGAGAGUGACAAAAUAAAUUGUGGAAGUGUAAAGAGUGACAAGACAAGUGAUUGCAAAUGGAACUUGAAUACGUGUGGGGAGGGAUAUGCUGUAUGGAUCUGGGAAUGAUUAAACCAAUUGUUGUGUGACAUCUCGUCUGAGCUUUAUACAUAAGAAC